AUGAAUUUGACAAAGAAACAAGGGAAAUAUAUUUGGGAUGUUAAGUGUGAGACUAGUUUCCAGGAGCUUAAGAAGCGAUUGACCAUGGCACCAGUGUUGGCUUUGCCAAAUGGGAAUGAUAGCUAUACGAAUUAUCCAACCUAUGAUUUAGAACUCGCAGCCAUUGUGUUUGCUUUGAAAAAAUGGCCGCAUGAUUUCUAUGGAGUGACAUUUGAGGUAUAUACAGACCAUAAGAGUCUUAAAUACUUAUUCUCCGAGAAGGAGCUAAAUCUGAGACAACGUCGGUGGGUGGAGUUCUUAGAAGAUUACGAUUGUACCAUUAUUUACUAUCCACGAAAGGCCAAUGUUAUAGCAGAUGCUUUAAGUCGGAAGGCUCAAUUAGCAAGUUUAAUGGUAGGAAAGUGGGGCCUGUUAGAAAAUGUUUGUGAAUGGAACCCUCGUCUUGAGCCGCAUAAAGUUAUUUUUGAAAAUAUUGAGAUGAAGUCGACAAUAUUGGAUAGAAUUAAAGAGGGUCAAAAGAAAGAGCCAACAGUACAAAAGUGGGUGAAAAGAGUGAAGAAAGGAGAAUUAUCUGAUUUUAACCUAGGUCCUGAUGGGAUUCUAAGGUUCCGAAAUCGCGUUUUUGUAGCAAAGGAUGAGGAACUGAAAAGGGAGAUUUUGGAAGAAUCUCACCGCUCUAGGUAUACGGUGCAUCCAAGUAGUAGUAAGAUGUACCAGAAUCUCAAAAGUCUGUAUUAG
This is a messenger RNA of Coffea arabica (coffee), 738 nucleotides long. RefSeq lists its product as uncharacterized. The record is from RefSeq and is a predicted model, not a curated record. NCBI's taxonomy places the organism in Eukaryota, Viridiplantae, Streptophyta, Magnoliopsida, Gentianales, Rubiaceae.